This is a messenger RNA of Paramecium tetraurelia, 1935 nucleotides long. RefSeq lists its product as uncharacterized. Gene Ontology annotation, molecular function: double-stranded DNA binding. The transcript is spliced from 6 exons. The record is from RefSeq and is a predicted model, not a curated record. Gene Ontology annotation, cellular component: nucleus. Gene Ontology annotation, biological process: reciprocal meiotic recombination. NCBI's taxonomy places the organism in Eukaryota, Ciliophora, Oligohymenophorea, Peniculida, Parameciidae.
AUGAUUUUACUUAGAUUAAUCCGAAGAGCUGAUGUGUUGGUUAAACCUUUCUAAUUUAAUGUUCACAACAGGAAGCGGACGUAAACUUUGAUAGGGGGAAUUUUCUCGAUUCUACUAUUCGUGACCUAUAUAUUGUAUGGAAUCAGUUUGUUUAAUCGAUAAGAAUUAAAUUAGAACACAAUUUAUGCUGGCUCAUAGUCAGAUUUUUAAGAUGAUUACAGUUUAAAUCAAUCAAUAGUUAAAUUUGCAGUUGAAAUCUCUCCAAUCUCAAAGGAACCCUUUGAAAACUAUACAUACAUCUAACAAUAUCUAAAUUUGGAUGUGUUUUAUAUUGAUUAAAGAAGAGUUAGCGAAGUUGUUGGAUACAAAAGGAAUUAGACAAAACUCAUAAUGAAGAAAUGUGAAAAGACAUAUAUUAAUGGAUUCAAUUUUUAGAAUGCCACUUUGACAGAGAAUUAAAAGGAACAGCUUCUCUGCUUCGAAGGACAAUUUAAUAUAUCUGGAUAAUUUUAUGAUCCAGUAUUUCAAUAUGUAAAAAUUCAGUUGAAUAUUUGUGAUAAUCAAACAAAUCCUGAUUGCAAAUCAAUUUAAGAAAUUGAAAAAUUUAUUAGUCAAGGGUAGAAUUACAUUUUAAAAAAAACUAGUAUCAAUAUAGAUCUCUUCAUCAAAGGAGACAGGAUAAAGAAAGCCCUGAAUAUGAGCGCACCAGCCGAAACAUAUCCAAAAAACAUGUUUUGGAGAUUGACUACAGGAGUGGCAAAUAAUGAAGAUAUAUAUAUGGCACCUAUCUCCUUAGAUAUAAAAAAAAAUAGUUUAUUUGCAAAAUUAACAACUUAAGGGUCCAAUCAGAACAUUUUCAAGUCUGCUGCAAUAUUUAAAUCCGAAAGAAGAUAGGAAUCUAUUAAUUUAUCAUAUGGAGUCUUGAUGAAUUCCUUUUAUCUAAGGGCCGGGUCUGAAAGCUUUUAUUAUUUCUCUUAUUAAUAAGAUUGGCUAGUUAUCUUAUUAUCCUCGAUAUCAGAAACUACCUCUUUAAUAGUUACAUUCUUAAGAAUCCUUUAAUUCUUUUAUGGAUUUUAUAAUAAACAUAAGACAUUUGAGACUUUAAUGAACAACGUGUUCAAAUUUGAUAUCACUAAAAAUACUCGUUCUGAUUUUGAAGAAAAUAUGCAAGGUAGUGGAAUGCAUAUUGAUCCAUAAUAAAAUGUAUUAAUAAAAAAGUAGAAAUUAGAAAAAAUUAUUAAUUUCACCAUCUAAUAUCCUAUGUGGAGAUACAUACUCUAUAAAUUAUCAAAAUUAUUUUUGUGUUUAAAACAAAGGUUCAAUUUAUGUUAGAUUGCAUAAGAGGAAAUGAUUACGAUCUCAUAAUUGGCAAAAAAUAAAAUUCAGAAUGAUUUAGAUUUAACUAAUAUUCUCAAAAAACUAUAUGAAAUCGAUUGCCUUAAGCUCCUAUUAUUUGAUGAUGAUCAAUUGUUAAUAUUCAAUAGUUUUAGCUCUCCUGUAUUUGAGGAUAAUAUGGUUUAAUAAUAGCACUUUUAAGAAAUCGUUAAGUUAUAAGGAUAUAGGCGUUCCUUAAGAACUUAAACUUUUAGUAAAGUAGACUUUAAAUUUGUUAAUUCAUAAAAACUACCUUUUACUUAAAAAUUAAAGAAACUUUCAAGAUUCUUUAGUGCCUAGAUGUUACCAAACAAUGCAGAAGAAUUGACCAAUAUUUUUAGAAAAAUUCUUGAAGAUUAAAAUGUUAAUUUCAAAAAAAAUCAGAAAUUGCUCAAAUUUGCUCAAUCUAAUUAUUCAUUGUAUAAAUUAGUACAACAGUAUUGCUAUGCCAGUGCAAAUGUCACAGUUGAGAGAAAAACAAACGAAGCUCUUUCUUUAGAAGGUGAAGACAGACAUAAUGUUUAGAAUCUGUAGGUACAUAUGAGAACUUUAAAUAAGUGA